Molecule: messenger RNA, 1495 nt
Organism: Erigeron canadensis
Lineage: Eukaryota; Viridiplantae; Streptophyta; Magnoliopsida; Asterales; Asteraceae
Product: serpin-Z10-like
Exons: 3
Coding region: 39-1271 (410 amino acids)
Molecular function (GO): serine-type endopeptidase inhibitor activity
Source: RefSeq, a predicted model, not a curated record
AAACAACAAUUCCUACGGUGGAGUCAGUUUUCUCCCAAAUGGCUGAAGAUGAAGAACACCAUCAUAACAAAAAGCAAAAAAAACUUACCCCCACAACUUCUCCAUCUAAAAUCGCCACUGUUGCCACCAAGUUUCUACUACAUGAUGCCCAACAUGGAUUCAAGAAUGGUAAUUUUGUUUGCUCGCCAAUCUCACUUGAGAUCUUAUUGGGAAUGCUUGCUGCUGGAGCUGAAGGCAAAACUUUGAAACAGUUAUUGGGAUUUCUUGGAAAUGAAACCUUGGAUCAAUUUCAUUCCAAGUCUCGUAGUUCCAAUGUUCUAGAUAAGAUCUUAUCCAACCUGCAUGAUGACAGAGAAGGUCUUGAUAUCUGUUUAGCGAAUGCAAUUUGGGUAGACAAGAAGCUGCCAAUGAUUCAAUCUUGUUACAAAGAGAUUCUCAGGACUGUGUACAGAACAGAAGCCAAACUUGUUGACUUAAAUGAUAAGCCUGAUCAAGCAGCCAAAGAAAUAAAUUCAUGGAUAAACAAAAAAACUAACGGCUUGAUCCCGACUAUUGUUGCUGAGGAGGAUUUGAAAGAUGAGGCAAUUCUCCUUGCAAAUGCUGUUUAUUUUAACGGAUUCUGGUCUAAUCCAUUUUCUAAAUAUAUGACAACGGAUAAUGACUUUCAUCUCAUCAACGGGAAGACUGUGUCAGUUCCCUUCAUGACCAGUUAUAAGCAGUUCAACUAUGGCUCUGUUAAAGACUUCAAGAUCCUCCAGAUUCCAUAUAAAAGUGAAGGUCAGUCAUAUCAGUUUUCCAUGUAUAUCUUUCUUCCAGAUAGCAAAGGUGGAUUGGGGGAUCUGCUGCAAGUUUUUCAUUCUAAUCCUGCUCAAUUUCAUGAAAAGUUUGACCUUGAUCCAUUGUAUCUGUAUAAGAUAAAGAUACCCAAGUUCAAGAUAUCUUGUAAAUUUGAUCCUCAAGAUGUUAUGAAACAAAUGGGUUUGACAUUGCCUUUCAACCCUAUGAAUAUGGAGCUUAGGCGGAUCGUAGAACCUGGAUGUCCUGUUGGAGAUACGCUUUAUGUCUCGAAUGUACUUCAGCAAUCUGUUAUUAAAGUUGACGAAACAGGAACUGAAGCCACUUCCCUAAGUAAUAUUACUCUGAGGGGAGGGGGCCCUGCAGAAUGUCCGCGUUAUUUUGUGGCCGAUCAUCCUUUCAUGUUCAUGAUCAGAGAAGAGACUUCUCUUGCUGUUUUGUUUACAGGUGUGGUGUUAAAUCCCCUUGCAGAAUAGCCUUUUUUCAAUAUGGGUAUGAUACUCAAUCCCCCAGUUGUUUUCUCUGGCUGUAGCUCCAUCUAUCUUUAGGUUGUAGCUCUAUCUAUUUAUAUAUCUUGCAGAAUAGAUGUUCUUGUUAUGGAUAUGGUGCUUAAUCCCUCUAGUUGUUAUUUCCUAUGGUUGUAUAUCUAUCUAACUUUCAUUAUGAUAAAGGAUGAUGUUUUUAGUUUGGAUUUGGGUAA